AUGGAUAAUAAUAAUAAAAUUAUAGAAUAUUUAAAUCAAAAUAAUAUUUCAUUUGAUUCAUUAAAACAAAUUAUAAAAAAUAAUAAAGAUAUUGAAAAAGAAGAGAUUAAUUUUGUAAAAUAUAAAACUACAACAAAUAAUAAACAUUACACAUUGAAUGUUAUUGCAUAUUUUAGUAAUGGAAAUGAUAUUAUUAAAAUUACAACAUUUCAUGAUAUUAAACAUAUGAUUUAUAAUAAAAAUGAAAAUGAUGAAAAUGAAUUAACAACUUCAAUUAUUAUUCCUGGUUUAAAGAAAUGUGAAAAGAAACAAAUGUAUUUAGAUGAAUCAAAUACUGAAGUUAUUAAAAAAGGAGAAAUUAAUUCAAAAUUAACUUUUAAAAAUAAAUCAAUUCAAUAUUCAAUUAUAUUUGAAUUAGAGAAUAAUUCAAAUAUAAUUCAACACAAUGAUAAUAAUAAUAUUAUCUACAACACAAAUAUACCAUUCAAUAGAAAUUCAUUUAUUGAUUUAAAUCCAUUUAAAGGAAUUCCAAUUGAUUAUAAUUGUUCAAUUGGUAAUAUUACUGAAAAUAAUUCAACAAAUAUAUUAGUUCGUUUAUCAACCAAUAAUAAUAAUAAUAAUAAUAAUGAUAUUACAAAUAAUACACCUGGUUUAUUCCAAAUUAGUUAUCCAAUUUCUCAAAAUUUACACCAAGAUUAUUUAAAUAAUCAAAAACCAAAACAACAACAACAACAAAAACAACAAUCACAAAAUAAUAAAGGUAAAAAACAAAAUUCAAAUCAAAAUAAACAACAACAACAACAACAAAAACAAAAAGAACAAAAAAUAGAAAAUAUAGAAGAAAAUGAAAAAGAGAGUCAAUUUGAUAAAUUUAAUAAUUUAUAUAGAAUUGAUAAUACAUAUAAACAACAAUUAAAUGAAUUAAAUCAAAAAGUUCAAGAUUUACAAUAUAAAUUAAAAACAACACAAAUUCAAAUAUCAAUAAUGGAAUCAAAUUCAAUUACAAAUAAGAAUAUAAUUGAUCAAGAAAUUUUAAAUAAAAUUAAAUUAAAUUUAUUUUCUCAAGAACAUUCAAUCAAAUUUGAAAUCAAUAGUUUUAUUGAUGAUAUUAAAUUAUUAGAACAACAAAUUAAAUUAAUUAGUCAUAAUAUUAUUAAAUCCAAUGAAAGCUCAAGUAUCAAUGGUAAUGGUGGUGAUAAUAAUAAAACACUUGUCACUGAAAAUAAAUCUAAAGAUGAUUUAAUAAAAUUUUGGAAUGAUUAUGGUGAAAUUUAUUUAAAAAUUAAAAAUGAAAUUUCUGAUAUUGGACUUUGCCAAUAUGAUAAUUUCAUUUUAAAAAUCAAAGAAAUAUUCUCAAAAAAUAUGAAAAAUUCGAAUUUAGUCAAAUUUUCUGCUUUUUGUGGUUAA
This is a messenger RNA of Dictyostelium discoideum AX4, 1407 nucleotides long. RefSeq lists its product as hypothetical. The coding region runs from base 1 to 1407 and encodes 468 amino acids. The transcript has 2 exons. Lineage: Eukaryota; Evosea; Eumycetozoa; Dictyosteliales; Dictyosteliaceae. The record is from RefSeq and is a predicted model, not a curated record.